Drosophila mauritiana is the source of this 3336-nucleotide messenger RNA. RefSeq lists its product as uncharacterized. Bases 256 to 3330 code for a protein of 1024 amino acids. Lineage: Eukaryota; Metazoa; Arthropoda; Insecta; Diptera; Drosophilidae. The transcript has 3 exons. The record is from RefSeq and is a predicted model, not a curated record.
UUGAAAUCUUGUGGUGAGCGGACGUGUUUUUUUGUUUGGUUUUCCCGUUCCCGAACGCCGGAGUACUUUUUGUUGUUAAGUGCGCGUCGUCGUACCGCCGCUAUUGUUCACGUUUGUUUAGAUUCCCUUGUCCAGACACCAGACAACUAUAUCGAUGGUGGGUGCACAGACGACAACAACCACUCCCAACUCUCUUCCACUCCAAGCCCUCUCGUUUUCCCCCUCACCAUUCUCCCCCAAGCUCCUUAACGAAAAAUGUCUGACACCAUUGCAAUCGAAAAAGAAGGAAUCUGUCCUCUAAGCGAAUCAAAGGGUCAGGAAAUCGAUACACCAGUUGACCAGGAUUCCCAGAAAUUGGAGCAAGAUAUCUUGGAGACCUACAUAACAGCACCUCUAAAAAUCGUUGAGCCCUUCGAGAAGUUCGAGAAGGAAAAGGAGGAGGAAGACAAAGAGAAGGAUAGCCCGGUAAGGAGCUCCACAAGUCCGGAGGAUCUCACCGAGAUCGAAGUCAUUAGUGCCAAGGCUAAGAAAUCGGUUAGCUUCAAUCCCAACGACGAAGAGAUUCGAAAGUUCACCACCGGUGAACCGAUUGUGGAUCAAAAGAAUCCAUUCCGCAAUGGUAACAUAGCCAACACGCGGGAGAAGAAGACACCGCCUCCGGUGCCAACGAAACGAUCGACCCUAAGUGUUCGCAAAACCGUGACCCAGCAACUUAGGGAACGUGAACGAGAACGGGAGCGCGAAAAGGAGCGGGAGCAGCAGAAGAACGAGUCCAACACUCGAAAAAGUAAGAUUAAUCGAUCACAGCCGCAGGCGGAUGACUUUGUGACCACUGAGGAGGUGCUCAAGCAAUCCAAGUACGUGAAAACGUACAUCAAGAACCCGGAUGCGUACUUUGUCUAUGAUCCCUCGGUGCUGGCACGUCUCAAGUUAGAGGAACUCAAGGAGACGACGGGCAAGUUGCCCAAGAGGAAACAGACGGCGAAGGAAACGAGAACGGGAAAACAGGCCCGCCAUCAGAAUCAGAAUCCGAACCAGAACCAGAAGGCUCAGCAGUUAACAAAACCCCCGCAGCCCACAUUCAAGAAGUGCUCGAAGCCAAACUACCCGGAGUUGGCCAACUUAAAAAUCCGAACCGGUACCAAUUCCGAUCCAGAGAGCAGUGCCUUAUUCAAUCCCGCUGAGGUAACGAAAAAUGCUCGCAAAUUUGACGAGAGGGUGAAGAAGCUACAGAUCACCUCGGAUGAUGAUCUAGACGAUAUCGAUGGACCAUUGACGAAGAGCGAGUCCAGUGACGAGUUGGCGGCCAGUUCCUCUGUGCCACAGAGUCCGGACAAGCCGGUGGCUAUGAGUGCGCCGGGGGAUUUACCCUCGCCCUCACCGGGCACAUUCACCAACACCAUAAGCUCCGAUGAGUUCCAAGCGUAUCUGGACUCGAAGGGUCUGGCUCUAAUGCCCAGGCGGGAGCUAUUCUCACCGACACCCACAAUCGCCAGGACUUCGACGCCAAUGCAAACGGCAGAGGAGCGACGGCAACAGGUGGCUGAGUCACUGGCGGCUCUGCGCAAAAGCAACACCAAGAAGCUAAACGUACUCCAGCGUAUCUCAAACAGUAUAUUUCCAGCUCGUCGAAAAACCACUCCCAAGUCGGAAACUCCUUCGCCACGGAGCAUCUUCAACGAUUUGGAGAAGGAUGACUAUCGUCGCAAGGCGGAUGUCCCCACUGAGAUACGUCGUGUUCUAUUGGAACGUCAGAGUCCUAACUGUCGUCGCCAAAAUGGUCAUGUUCAAUCUCCGACCGUUGAUUCUGGUAUCGAUAAAAGUGCCAGAAAUUGUGAAAGCAAUUUGCAGAACAGAAACGGUGACACAAGUUUACAAAGGAGAAAUGGUGACACCAAUUUGCAAAUGCGAAAUGGUGACAACAGUUUGCAGAUAAGAAACGGUGACAACACAACUUUGCAGAGACGAAACGGUGACAACAGCUUGCGAAGAUCAACACUGGAGCGACCAGGUGUGAAUCCCAGACGUCAGUGGCCAGAAGCACAGCAGGUGGGUCGAAUAAACCGCUCCACUUCAGUGGAUCGCAGCCAAUUCACCCACGAACAGCCUGCUCUCGCAAGUCCUGUGGCCUCGUCGACGCCAGUGCGUGGCCAAAACCAAUGGGACCAAUUGCGGGCCAUCAAAGAGGUGACGGAUCGCCAGCUUUACCACAAGCUUCAUCAGCAGCAGCAACUGCAGGCACAACCACUCCAGGGACAACAACACCAACAACACCAACAACAGCAGCAGCAGCACACAAUCAGACAACGACCGAAUGAGGAUAUCUACUCCCAGGUGAUAGUCCAUCCCGACCAAACCAACUUUGUUCGCGGCUCAAUGCAGCGUAACACCUUCUCGGGAAUCAGCGGUCGCAGCAGGCCACUAAUGGUUUAUAAUGGUACGCCGAUGAGGCAGCAACAAAUGCAGCAACAGCCGCCGCGAUGUCAGAGUGUCCUGGACAACAUAACGCCAAGUGCUGAAAAUCCAGGCCAACAGACACCAGUGGUAAUGAGGCAUAGGGUGGCGAACCAGAGCCAAGCGCAGCAGAUGCCAUCUCGUCGCAUCGGUGGACUUCUCACGCGCGAGGAGAUUCUCGAAAAGGUCAAGGAGUUUUGCCGCAAGAGCAUUACCCGAGCACCGGAAGCCAAGACGCCACUGCAGCCAAUCUAUAAGAGACAUCUAACGCCUCCCAACGCCGAUGUCUCGCCCGUGUCAUACGCUUCCGUCGAUGAUCAAUGUGCUCGACCACAGGUGCCACAGCGUGUCCAGAGUUUACCCGUCGCCCAGGGGCGCUAUGUUACCAGCGGCAUGUCAGUGGACGGGCCGUCACCCAUUUACGCUCAUGUCAGCAAGCGAAACAGUUUGCUUUCCAAUGUCUCCGAACAGUAUUUAUCUAACCAGCAACUUGGAACACUGACCAGGCCGGUGCCUCUGAACCAGUUGGUACUGGUGGAUACGGGCGAGGGUGUUCAGGUGGCCCAGCUUGUGGACUAUCUUCCCUACGUCCGACCAGCGCCCGGCCAGGGCUAUAUGUUGCAGGAUGGCAGGGCCACUCCACUCAUCCUGGACCAAUCGGCCCAGCAGACUAGCCAGAUUUACUGGACACCGCAGCAUCGUCAGCGGAUCUCUCAUCCGGUGCCAGCGCCCCGUUUUAUGAAGGGUCAAGCCAUGCCCACAUCUAGACACAGCACCAUAAGCCGACAUAUGGAGGAGAGGAUGGGUAACGCCUCCGACUGGGAACUCAGCUCGGAAGCUGGGGAAGUGAGGCGCAUAAUGGAAAAACAAUUAUAAUUUUAA